UUUAACUAGGGCAAAAAAAAUAAAAAUACAAAUACAAAUACACCAAACAGCAGGUCGCCGUCACUUACAUAUCUCUCCGGUCACCGUCGCCGUCGUAUUAUCUCACCGCCGUCCACCUUCUCUACUUGCGGCCGAAAUCCACUCUUAUCACUGCACCAAGCUUAAGGUAAGUCAGCACCCUUUUUGAUUAUGGGAGAUAGUGAAACAGCUGUUGGUCAAGCAUCAGCUGUCCAGGAGAAUCCGUCAGUUCCCUAUUCAGCUUCGGAGCAUAGUGACAUGGCUAAUUCUACUGUUACCAAUGCCAUGGAGGUAGAACAUGGGGAUGGGUCAGGUGCUGCUGAAAAAUCAAAUGCUACAAAUGUUAAUUCUGGUCAUGAGGUUUCUCCUGUAGACUCAUCUCAGCUGUCAGCUUACCAUUCUUCUGUGAAUGGGAAUGAUGGCAGCGAUGAUAAACCUAUGCCAGAUGCUGUUGUAAAUGAGAAUGGAGUUAGUUCAUACACUACACAUAAUUCUGCACCUGUAACCCAACCAGAAGAUGGUUCUGCCGUUGCUGCGUUAUCUCCUGAGGAAGAGCGACUUUGGAGCAUAGUAAAUACCAAUUCGUCAGAUUUUAAUGCCUGGACUGCCCUAAUAGAUGAGACUGAAAAAACACCUGAGAAUAUUUUGAAGAUCCGAAAAGUUUACGAUACCUUUUUAGCUGAAUUUCCCCUGUGUUACGGCUAUUGGAAGAAAUAUGCUGAUCAUGAAGUGCGACUUGGAUAUAUGGAUAAAGUUGUCGAGGUCUAUGAACGUUCUGUGCAUGGGGUGACCUAUUCUGUAGAUAUGUGGUUGCAUUACUGUGUUUUUGCCAUAAACACCUAUGGGGAUCCUGACACAGUACGGAGGCUAUUUGAACGGGGAUUAGCUUAUGUUGGUACUGAUUACCUGUCUUUCCCCCUAUGGGAUAAAUAUAUCGAAUACGAGUAUCAGCAGCAACAUUGGUCCAACCUUGCUAUGAUAUACACACGGAUAUUAGAGCAUCCUAAUCAGCAGUUGGAUCGCUAUUUUAACAGCUUCAGGGAAUUAGUGGCUAGUCGUCCUUUGUCAGAAUUGAGAACUCCCGAGGAAGUUGCAGCUGCAGAAAAAGCUAAAGUCGAGGUUCACAAAGAAGAAAGUGAAGGGGAAGUUCAACCAAAUGCAGCAGAGCAAUCCUCUAAACCAUCAAGUGCAGAGUUAACAGAGGCUGAGGAGUUGGAAAGUUAUAUCGCCAUUAGAGAAGAGCUGCAUAAGAAAUCUAAAGAGUUGGAUUCAAAAAUCAUUGAUUUUGAAACUGCUAUUAGGAGGCCCUAUUUUCAUGUUCGACCACUUAAUGUCGCAGAGCUUGAAAAUUGGCACAACUAUCUUGAUUUUAUUGAAGGAGGUGAUGACUUAAAUAAGGUUGUCAAGCUAUAUGAAAGAUGUUUAAUUGCGUGUGCCAAUUAUCCGGAGUACUGGAUACGCUACAUUCUGUGUAUGGAAGCUAGUGGAAGUAUGGAUCUUGCUGAAAAUGCACUUGCUCGUGCCACCCAGGUGUUUGUAAAGAGGCAACCCGAGAUUCACCUAUUUUCUGCUCGACUCAGAGAGCAUGGCGGAGAUAUUGCAGCUGCCCGUGCAUCAUAUCAGCUUGUGCACACAGAAAUUUCACCUGGUCUUUUGGAAGCAAUCAUCAAGCAUGCUAACAUGGAACAUCGGCAGGGAAAUUUGGAAGAUGCUUGCUCUUUGUAUGAACAGACGAUUGCAAUUGAGAAAGGAAAAGAACAAUCGCAGACCUUGCCGCUUUUGUUUGCACAGUAUUCUCGAUUUUUGUACAUGGUUUUGGGAAGAGUUGAAAAGGCAAGGGAAGUUCUACAUCAAGCCCUUGAGAGUAAUCAAAUCUCAAAACCACUCCUAGAGGCUUUGAUUCAUAUAGAAUCAAUUCAAUCAUCUCCAAAACAAAUUGAUCGUCUAGACUCGCUAGUUGAGAAGUUUAUUGCUCCUGGUCCUGAUAAUUCAAAUCCUGCAAGUUAUGUUGAUCGAGAAGAGUUGUCUAGCAUCUUUUUGGAGUUUCUAGAUCUCUUUGGGGACACCGAGACUAUCAAGAAGGCGGAUAAUAGGCAUGUCAAGCUCUUUUUACAUCAUAAGAAUGGCCCGGACUCCAAGAAACGUCACUUGGAUGGUUAUUUAGCUUCUGACAGAGCAAAGCUUGCCAAAACUGGUGCUGUUUCGCCUGCUCCAUCAAUGGUGGGUGGCUACCAGGGGUCACAGAACCAGUGGCCUACGGGUUACGGUGUCCAACCUCAGUCUUGGCCACAACCUACACAGGCUCAAGGACAACAAUGGCCAGCAACCUAUACCCAGCAGGCUGCUUAUGGUACAUACAACGCAUAUGGAAGUGGCUAUGUCCAACCGCAAGCCCCAACAUCUGUUCCUCAAGCUGCUGCCCCCGCCCCCGCCCCUGCUUAUGCUGCCUAUCCUGCUUCAUAUCCAGUCCAGCAGGCUGUCCCGCAGCAAGUUUAUACGCAACCUGGUGCUGCAGUAACAGCAGCACCGACAUUGACACCAGCUCAGCAGCCUACUGCAGCUGUUGCUCCGCAGUCGUAUUAUGGCACUUACUAUUAAAGCCACAACAGUUGUAGUAUACCAUAAAAUCGAUGGCAAUUUGGUUCGUUUUAUCCAUCUUCUGUAAAUUACACAUGGCCAUGGUACUAUCAUAAUAAUCAUUGAUAUGGUCUGAUGUCAUGGUAGAAGAUGCAUGAAGAGAAAGGUAAUUUGUCCAGUAGGAGGUCUCGUCUGAAUAUUACAAGCAGUUGUGGGACAUUGAAUUUGUGGAGUCGUUUUAGUAAGUCGGUCAAAUUAAGCUAUAGAUGAUUUAGUAGAAAAAUUUGUAAGCUAUUGAUGGAAUGUUUUGUUUUUUCUCGAAUAGAUUAUCAUUCUAUCUACUUGUACCCGAUUUCGUUUGCUUUUUGA
This is a messenger RNA of Erigeron canadensis, 2964 nucleotides long. Its product is annotated as pre-mRNA-processing factor 39. Gene Ontology annotation, cellular component: U2-type prespliceosome; U1 snRNP; commitment complex. Bases 190 to 2616 code for a protein of 808 amino acids. The transcript has 14 exons. Gene Ontology annotation, biological process: RNA processing; mRNA 5'-splice site recognition. NCBI's taxonomy places the organism in Eukaryota, Viridiplantae, Streptophyta, Magnoliopsida, Asterales, Asteraceae. Gene Ontology annotation, molecular function: protein binding. The record is from RefSeq and is a predicted model, not a curated record.